Verticillium nonalfalfae is the source of this 237-nucleotide messenger RNA. RefSeq lists its product as uncharacterized. NCBI's taxonomy places the organism in Eukaryota, Fungi, Ascomycota, Sordariomycetes, Glomerellales, Plectosphaerellaceae. The transcript is spliced from 2 exons. Bases 1 to 237 code for a protein of 78 amino acids. The record is from RefSeq and is a predicted model, not a curated record.
AUGGCUACAAACAGUGGACGACCAAACAACAUCGGCGCGCCUGAGGGCCUAGAAAUCAAGCAGCAAUCACCUCCACCGCUGUCGAAAGAAGUCAAGGCCGACAUUACGGACAGCAUGCCGUCUUCAUCAGUGCACGCUUCCGGGCAGGAUGCCGGGGCCGCGAGCAACGCACCGGCAUCAGUAGAGGCGCCACCACAAGGCAAGAAUGAACGUCCUCCGGCAGGGGAGGCUUCGUAA